ACAAACAGGAUAUACAUUGACACAGAAUAACAGAGGACAAGUGGGUUCCCUUUAUUUUCCAAACAGCUAAUAUCCCACUCUUAAAUUUGGCCGCUUUACGCCCAGUGGUUCCUUUCGCAGCAGGCGUCAGUGGGAAAUCUGCACAAGUAUCUGCUCAUGCGAACAGACUCCCACAAAUACCUUUACAGCUGACAACGCCUUCUUCCUGCGUCAGCCUGCCUGUCCCGUCCCGAAACCCGUCACAGGGAAAACUCACCUGGUCCGUGGAGGUGUCAAUGGAGAAGACACCCCCAAAACCCGAGGACUUAUCGCCCAUAAAACAACGUCAAGUUAAGCGCAUUUGACGGAAUCGCUAAGGUGGCUGGUCUUGGAUGUUGACGGUGCCACAGUUUUACGCGCAAGAUAGUUCCGGGUUCAAACUCUCCCCAAGGCGACGAGAUACCAGUGGAAUAACUUAUGUUGCUUUGGGAAACUAACCAUGGCAAAUACAUUUAUCGUUGACAUCGAAAUGGUAAGUGUGCCGAAUGGAAACGACGCAGCACCGCGCGUAAAUGGACAGGAUUGUAUAGAUGGUCCUCCAGGAAGAACGGAAGAAUCAGAAACGCUGCUAGAGAAUGUUGGCACCGGUAAUGGAAAUGCAGUGGGAAUCAAUGGGCCUGAUCCUGAUCCUGAAGCUCAAAGAAUCCCAAACAAUCAAAAGGAAAGUGUUGCAUGCAAGAUAAAAAAAGAGCUACGUGAAAAAGUUUGCAAAGUUUGUCCACUGUGGCUGGUCCUCAUCCUCAUUUUAGUCACUGUCAUUUGCUUAGUUUUUAUAUCACUGGCCGUGUGCAGAGCCCUGUAUGAAGACAUUGAUGAUAAAUAUGAUCCCACGCAGUUUGGUAUGUGCAGAGACUUCAGUGGGAGUGUCCAGCUGCCCAAUUUCAAUUCCUCAGAAGAGCUUCCAAACCUGACGUCCGAUGGGAGUCAGUCGCUCACCAGGGAACUGGAAAAUAAGCUGAACGUCCUGUACAGAGACUCUCCCGCCCUGGGAAGAUACUUCAUAAAGAGCCAAAUAUACGAGUUCAGCGAUGGCCCGGUCACUGCUCUGUUCCGCCUGAUGUUCCGGAUGCCUGAGGAGGAGGAGGGGGGUCAGCUAGAGCACUUCACUCUGAGCAAAGAGAUGGUAUACAACGUGCUCCGACAGUUUCUAUAUGACCAGGAACUAGACCCAUCCGACCACAUGUACAUAGAGACCACUUCUCUAAACAUAUCUAGUGUGGUUACAAACAAAAAAUGCUCAAACUCUAUCCUAAUUUAAACAGUCCUUGCAUCAGACCCUGAAAGACGUAACUGGUUUACAUUUGAAAAUAUGAAAACAAGUCCAAUGCAGUAUCUCCAAGCUCUAAGCUGUUAGACUAGAGGAUCUUUUUCCUUCGAUGAGCCACUAUUAGAAAAUAAAAAUACCACAGCUACAAAUUUCAGUGUUUAGAGUAAAUAUAAGAGCCAUUUAAGCCUUAGAUAAAGUACAGGUAGAUGCCUAUAAAACAUAAACCUUCAGCCAUUUUUAGUGCACAAAAUUAGGCAUCAAAUUUAUACAUUUACAAUGGUAAUUAAUCUUACUGUUUGUCAAUUUUUUUUAGGUUAGGAGCCAAAAUUCCUCUAACAUACACAAAUACAAUUAUAAGAAACACCUUUAUUUUACUGAAAUAAUGUUAAAAGUAUCACAGACAUUUUCUUGCGUUUAAUUGUGUCAUACUUUUGGAUUAAAUUCUCCCUAGUUGGCAUCAUCGAAUGGAAAUAUCUAAAAUAGAACUCUCCACUUCCUCUUCACUUCAUUUUCAACAUAGUUUCUCAACUUUUCUUCGCAAAUUGCUUCUUGAUUCAUGUAAAACUAUAACUUACUGUGUAUUUACAACAGGUAUUAUUCUGCCAAAUUAAGUAGAAGUUAUAGAAUACGCAGUUUACGAGAAUAGCAGAAAUGUAACUUGACGUUGGUGUGAAUCAUACUCCACAGAACGAUGCGCUUAUUGACAGUUAUUUCUUCAUGCUCUCUCUGCUGAAACAAAGGAGAAAAAAUCAUUGUAUAUGGAGUUCCUCAUUUUAUUUUUAGCUAUUGCUGCCCCAUAAUAAUGAAUUCAAGCAGACAGACUUGUAAUUCAGUAUACUGUGAUGGCCCACAAUACCACUGUGAGAACUUUGAUACAAUACUUUGAUUAUUGUUACAGCCCUACCAUUUACAUUACAUUUAUAACUACAGUUCAGGUUAAAGUGCAAAUUUAACAGUGUAACAGACUUGUAAACAUGUAUUUUAUUUAAAUUUUUUUUGUAAAUAUUCCAAACAUUGCGACCAAAUUGUCAAACUUUGGCAUUGGGUCCAAACAUUUGGUAUAUUAUUCUUCUAAAUUAAAUUGGUGCACUGUGUAACUUUUUGGUUUGUGCACUGUGGAACUUUCUGGAAUGUUUCUAUCGUCAUGGAGACCAAACCAGACCAAGUUACAGGUCAGAUCUGUGGAGAGGCGACCCUGCUCACAGUCUGUAUCCCUGUUUUUCUAACGAUUUUUGAGCUAUAAAACCACCUGUAAUUGAAUAAAUAUGAGGCAAAACAGUUUAAUAUCACACUGUGGAACAUUCCCGACAAAGCAGCGACGUAUCCAUAGAAACAAGUAGGUGACGGACCCUCCACCACCACCAGAAAAGUUACGCAAUACACCUUUAUUUACGUUUGAAUCCAAUAUCAGUAUACUUAUACAUUUAUUCAAUUACAUGUGGUUUUAUAGCUCAGAAAUACAUGAAAAAACCUGUAACUUGGUUCAGUUUGGUCUCCAUGAUGAUAGAAAAGUUUAAAACCAUACUGUGAAACAUUUCAGACAAAGCAAUAACAUCUCCAUGAAAGUAAGAAAAUUAUUUCCACCAGAAAAGUUACACAAUGCACCUUUAAAUUUUGAACCAUAAACCAGGUCAUUUUUUUUAUCUACCACCUAAAUCUGAAACUAAACACUAACCUAUAUUCUAUUCAUUAUAAUUUGUAAAGCUGAUAAUGUGAUGCUGCUCCUAGAACGUUAUUGUCAUGUUUUUGUAUCAGUUUGUGGUAUCAAUUUGUAAAGUUGCCAUUUGAGGAUUACAGAGGAAGUGUAAUGGUGUUUCUCGCUGCAUACACCUGACUGGUUGGUGUCAGGUUAUCAUGUGGGAACAGGCUCCAGUGCAUGUUAGCAACAGACCACAGACAGGUCACAGGCCAGUCACUGGAUCUGUCUGCACUAACCACAAAGACAUUACACAAUAGUGUGUGUGUAUGUGCAUUUAUGGCCCACAGCCUCUGGGAAGUUUACCAUGAAGCGAAAGAAAUCCGGUAGUGCCAAGUGUUGUAUGUGUUGUAAGUAAGUGUUCUAAUGUAUUCAUAAUCAAAAUGAAAGCACAUGUAUAAAAAUGUAUUUAUUUUUGCUGGUGAAAUUAUUCUGUGCAUUCAAAGGGGCUUUAGCAUUUGUAUAUAUAUAUAUAUAUAUUCCAAAAAUGAGAGAAAUCACAAUGUUUUAUUUUCAUAAUUAACACUGUAUAUUUUUAUAUGAAUGUGAAUGCUGUUCUCAUGGCAGGAUGAGUUUACAUGAAAACUUUUUAUAAUGUGUCAUUACCAUGUGGACAUCUGUGCAGUUAAGUCCAAUUAAUUCCUGGACAGAUAUAUAUUUUAAAAAAAGACUUUAAAGGGAAAUGGAUCAUUCGUGUUCGUGAACAACUGUUAUGACAAUUGUGCCAACUUUUUAUAUUCUUUUUUUUUACAUAAAGCUUUUUUGUUUAACAGUC
Boleophthalmus pectinirostris (great blue-spotted mudskipper) is the source of this 3777-nucleotide messenger RNA. RefSeq lists its product as uncharacterized. The record is from RefSeq and is a predicted model, not a curated record. The transcript has 7 exons. Bases 479 to 1297 code for a protein of 272 amino acids. NCBI's taxonomy places the organism in Eukaryota, Metazoa, Chordata, Actinopteri, Gobiiformes, Gobiidae.